Erythranthe guttata (spotted monkey flower) is the source of this 1530-nucleotide messenger RNA. RefSeq names its product Tyrosyl-tRNA synthetase, class Ib, bacterial/mitochondrial. Gene Ontology annotation, cellular component: cytoplasm. Gene Ontology annotation, biological process: tyrosyl-tRNA aminoacylation. Gene Ontology annotation, molecular function: ATP binding; tyrosine-tRNA ligase activity. NCBI's taxonomy places the organism in Eukaryota, Viridiplantae, Streptophyta, Magnoliopsida, Lamiales, Phrymaceae. The record is from RefSeq and is a predicted model, not a curated record.
UCAACUAAAAACCCCAUUUGAACCCAAAGUUUCUGCAAUUCAACUAUCCGUUCAUCAAAUUCAAAACCCUAAUUCAGCUUUCUACACAAUGGAGAACUCGAACGCGAGCAGCAGCGCCGGUGAUGGAAAUGCUCCCGCCGAAUCCUUACAGUCUCUCUCCAUUUCUGAACAAAACCAGUUAAGCGUGAGAGAGAGGUUCGAGAUAAUAAGAAGCAUCGGGGAGGAGUGCAUACAAGAGGAUGAGUUGGAGAGACUAUUGGCUAACAAACCUCACCCCAUUUGCUAUGAUGGCUUUGAACCCUCUGGCAGAAUGCACAUCGCUCAGGGAGUGAUGAAGGUAAUCAAUGUCAACAAGCUUACUUCCGCUGGCUGCAAAGCGAAAAUCUGGAUUGCAGAUUGGUUUGCACAGCUAAACAAGAAAAUGGGUGGUGACCUUAAGAAAAUUCAAGUUGUAGGACAGUACUUCAUUGAGAUAUGGAAGGCUGCUGGAAUGAAUAUCGAAGGAGGUCAGGUAGAGUUUCUGUGGUCUUCCGAAGAGAUCAACAAACGUGCCCAUGAGUACUGGCCUCUUGUAAUGGACAUAGGCAUACGGAACAAUCUUCCUAGGAUACUAAGGUGUUGUCAAAUUAUGGGUCGUUCCGACCAAGAUGAACUGUCAGCAUCCCAAAUUUUCUAUCCGUGCAUGCAAUGUGCUGAUAUCUUCUUUCUUAAGGCUGACAUCUGCCAGUUGGGCAUGGACCAACGCAAAGUGAACAUGCUCGCAAGGGAGUACUGCGAUGAUAUCAAAAGAAAAAAUAAGCCCAUAAUAUUAUCGCAUCAUAUGCUUCCUGGGCUCCAAGAAGGACAGGAGAAGAUGUCGAAGAGUGAUCCAUCAUCUUCCAUCUACAUGGAGGAUGAAGAGGCUGAUGUUAAUGUGAAGAUAAAGAAAGCAUUCUGCCCUCCAAAGGUUGUGGAAAAGAAUCCAUGCUUAGAGUACAUGAAGUACAUUGUUUUCCCAUGGUUCAACGAGUUCACAGUUGAGCGUAAACCAGAGAAUGGAGGUGCCAAGACCUUUAAGACUUUCGAAGAUUUAGUUGCUGAUUAUGUCAGUGGACUCCACCCUGCGGAUCUGAAACCUGCUCUAGCAAAAGCGAUAAAUCAGAUACUACAGCCGGUGCGUGAUCAUUUCAACAAUGAUCCCAAAGCUAAGGAGCUAGUGAAAAGGGUUCGGAGUUUCAAAACAACGAAAUGAUGAGGAGUGGAAGCAAACAUGCUCAAUGACACGUGCAUGUUAUAUGCUCUUAGAAGAGAGGAGGUGCUACGUUUCAUAUUUGUGUCUUAAAUUUCAAACUGCUAGUUUUGUUUCUUGUCUCAGUUUCUGUAACUAUUUAAUUGCAAAUGAGUUGAUCUUAUAACAAUUUUGCAUUCGGAAUUAAUGACGAUUAAGACUUCUUAUAUUCGAAUUACGAUAUGGGAAGAAAUGUUACGACAAAGGUAAACAAGAUUAAAUAAAUUCAAAAUGCAAACCUGUUUGGUUAUUUUUAUGGAGAA